Molecule: messenger RNA, 1272 nt
Organism: Lemur catta (Ring-tailed lemur)
Lineage: Eukaryota; Metazoa; Chordata; Mammalia; Primates; Lemuridae
Product: carbonyl reductase [NADPH] 2-like
Exons: 9
Coding region: 445-1179 (244 amino acids)
Biological process (GO): xylulose metabolic process; glucose metabolic process
Molecular function (GO): L-xylulose reductase (NADPH) activity; carbonyl reductase (NADPH) activity
Source: RefSeq, a predicted model, not a curated record
CAGACGUGGUGGCUCAUGCCUGUAACCUCAGUACUCUGGGAGGCCGAGGCAGGAGGCUCGCUUAGGCCAGGAGCUAUGAUAGCUCCUCUGCACUCCAGCCUGGGUGAUAAGAGCAAGAGCCUGUCUCAAAAAUAAAUAAAUAAAAUAAAAUUAACUUCAGCAUUUAGACAUUUGUCUGAAGCGUAAGAUAGUCUUGGUGGGAGGAGGUGGGGUACUGACGUGUUUCUGUUUGUUCUCUUGUGUUCUGAACGUGGGGGAUGUGGAUCAAUGGAGGUGGGGAGAUGUUUUGGGGCUGUGUCUUCGACUGUUCAGAACUGCAGGUGUUUAGGAGAACACUCUUCCGUGGAACGCUGAUGGGGUUCCGCCCUGCCCCGCCCACCCACCUGGGCAUAUAAAACCUCCGUCCUCUCACUGCCGGACAGGACGAGGCUGGCAGUCAGCACCAUGCAGCUGAAUUUCAGCGGCCUGCGGGCCCUGGUGACAGGGGCAGGGAAAGGGAUCGGGCGGGAAACUGUGAAGGCCUUGCAUGCCUCAGGAGCCAGAGUGGUGGCCGUGAGCCGUACCGGUGACGACCUGGUCAGCCUCUCCCAGGAGUGCCCCGGGAUAGAGCCCGUGUGUGUGGACCUGGGGAACUGGGAGGCCACAGAGCAGGCGCUGGGCAGCGUGGGCACUGUAGACUUGCUGGUGAACAACGCAGCCGUGGCACUGAGCCAGCCCUUCCUGGAAGUCACCAAGGAGGCCUUCGACAGGUCCUUCAACGUGAAUCUGCGUUCUGUGCUCCAGGUGUCCCAGAUUGUCGUUCGCGGCAUGAUCAACCGCAGAGCACCCGGCUCCAUCGUCAAUGUCUCCAGCAUAGCGGCCCAGGUCACCUUCCCUAACCUGGUCACCUACAGCUCCACCAAGGGCGCAAUGACCGUGCUGACCAAAGCCAUGGCCAUGGAGCUGGGGCCACACAAGAUCCGGGUGAACUCCGUGAACCCCACGGUGGUGCUGACGGCCAUGGCCCGGAAAGUCUGGUCCGACCCCGAGGUCUCCCGGAAGCUGAAGGAGCGCCACCCGCUCAGGAAGUUUGCAGAGGUGGACGACGUGGUCAACAGCAUCCUGUUCCUGCUCAGCGACCACAGCGCCUCCACCAGCGGCGCCGGCAUCUUCGUGGACGCCGGCUACCUGGCCUCCUAACGCGGGCAGGGCUCGGCGCCCCGCCCACGCCGCCCGGCCUCGCCCCUCCACGCCCCGUCCGCGGCCCUCCCUGGCCCCACCCCCAGAGACCCC